This is a messenger RNA of Gymnogyps californianus (California condor), 1994 nucleotides long. It is a transcript of the gene AATF, whose product is annotated as apoptosis antagonizing transcription factor. The coding region runs from base 1 to 1683 and encodes 560 amino acids. The transcript is spliced from 12 exons. The record is from RefSeq and is a predicted model, not a curated record. Lineage: Eukaryota; Metazoa; Chordata; Aves; Accipitriformes; Cathartidae. Gene Ontology annotation, cellular component: nucleus; nucleolus. Gene Ontology annotation, biological process: regulation of transcription by RNA polymerase II.
AUGGCGGCGCCCUUAGCGCGGCAGCUGGAGGAGCUGCUCAACCCCCGGCCCAGCUUACGCGACCCCGAGGACGACGCGGAGGAAGCUACAGUUGCUAAAGUGAUUGACAAAUUUGAGGAUGAAACUGCAGAUGACAUUUUCCCUGUUGGUAAUAUACGGAAAAAAGUUUCAGCCUCUCUCUUGGAAGCUGAUAAAAGGUACAGUGGAAAAGCUACAUCUCGCAAAGCUUUGCAAGAAGAACUCUGGGGAGAUGCUCUGUCUGAAGAAGGGUCUGCAGAAGAAGCAUUAGAUGAAUGGUACAGCGGCAGUGAAGAUUCAGAAGAGAAUGGCAGCUUAGGCACUAAAACAAAGGAGAAGCCCAGCAGUGCUGGCAGUGACCAGGAGGAUGACUUGGAAGACGAUGAAGAGACAGAUCCAUCUGUCAAGGCCAAGGCAUCGAAGUUCAGUUUCCAGAAUAUCACAGACUUUGAGAAAUUUACAGAGGGGAUGGAUGAUGUAGGAAGCAGUGAAGGGGAAGACGAAGAUGAUGCCAGCAUGGAAGAAGGGAGCGAUGAGGAGGAAUAUGGGAGUGAAAACCAUGACAAUAUAAAGGAAACCAAAGACAGCGAAGAUGAUGGGGGGAUGAUGACAUUCUCAAAAGGACAAGAGGCUGAAGAAGUAGAAAAAGGAAAAGCUGUGAAGAACCAGCUAGCACUGUGGGAUCUACUAUUGGAAGGGAGAAUCAAGAUGCAGAAGGCGCUCGUAACAGCCAACCGGCUUCCACAGCCAGAUACUUACCCAAUCUUCAGAAAAGAAGGUGGACAAGAAUUUGACAAUGCUGUCGAGAACUGUUGUAAAGCCCUGGAGGCAUUGCUGAAAGUAUUAGUGGACCUUCAGGAUGAGCUGCUUUAUCAAUACCCAGGCACGAGGCAUCUGGUAGAUGGAAAGCAAUCAAGAACUGAAAGUGAUGAUGAAAUCCCUAGCAGUAGUGAUGAAGAGCAAGUGGAUAAGGCUCAGGAGAAGAGGAGGAGCCUCCCCAAACGAAAGCUAAAGAUGGAGGACUACCCAGAAUUCAUAGCCAAGCGGUACGCUGACUUCAGGACGUAUCGGAACAACGUCUUGCAAAAGUGGCAUGACAAGACAAAGCUGGCAUCUGGCAAAAUGGGAAAGGGUUUCGGUGCCUUUGAGCGUUCAAUCUUGACUCAGAUUGAUCAUAUUAUGAUGGACAAAGAGAGAUUACUACGGCGGACACAGACCAAGCGAUCAGUGUAUACAGUGCUGGGAAAGCAGGAACAGGAAUCUCAUCCGGUCCCUGAAUCUUUGCCUGAAAAUUCGGAAGUCCUCCCUCAGUCAGAUUCCAACAGGCACCUGAAGGACAUAGACGAGGAGAUAUUCGAUGAUGAUGACUUUUAUCACCAGCUCCUUCGAGAACUUAUAGAACGUAAAACCACUUCAUUGGACCCCAAUGACCAGGUAGCAAUGGGCAGGCAAUGGCUGGCCAUCCAGAAGUUACGAAGCAAAAUAAAGAAAAAAGUGGACAGAAAAGCCAGUAAAGGAAGGAGAAUCCGGUAUCAUGUCCAUAGCAAGCUGGUGAGCUUCAUGGCACCUAUUGACCACUGUACAAUGAAUGAUGAUGCCAGGACGGAGCUUUAUCGUUCGCUGUUUGGAAAAAUGACGAGUCCCGAAGAACCCGAGCAGAAUUAGCGUCGGGCCUUCGCGCCAGGAUUGACCGCGCCGGCAGCGCUCCGCACCGCACCGCACCGCACCGCACCGCACCGCACGCCCCCGGCCCGGCCGGAGUGCGAGGGGCACCGCUCCCUGCGCCGGACGCUGCCCCGGCUCGUGACAUCUCCUCCGUCUGGGCAGCUGCUGGCCCUGCCCUCCUGUGGUCGCUGGGUGCUGCCGGGGAGCACCCCGAGCAAGGUCUCUCCAGCUCUGGUUUGUUCCUGAAAGCCUCCCGGAGGGAACAUCAAAUACGGUUACUGCUAAAUCACACAGGCUCAGAAAGAAGAGGG